Molecule: messenger RNA, 1131 nt
Organism: Dictyostelium discoideum AX4
Lineage: Eukaryota; Evosea; Eumycetozoa; Dictyosteliales; Dictyosteliaceae
Exons: 1
Coding region: 1-1131 (376 amino acids)
Cellular component (GO): mitochondrion
Molecular function (GO): metal ion binding; hydrolase activity
Source: RefSeq, a predicted model, not a curated record
AUGAAAUCGCAAUUUUCAUUUUUAAUUUUUAGAAAUAUUAUAAAUAAAUACAAUAUAAAUAAAAAAAUAAAUUGUAAUAACAUAAAUACUAUUAAUAAAAAUAAUAAAAAUAAUAAUAAUAAUAAAAAUAAUAAUAGUAAAUUUAAAUUAAAUUGUAAUAAUAAUAAUAUUCGAUAUUUUUGUUCAAAACCAAUAACAACAACAACAACAACAACAAAAACAAAUUUAUUAAAAAUUACAAAAAAUAUGAGUGAAAGUAGUAAAUUAUUAGAUAAUAAGAAAAUAGAAUUAAAUGAAAAAUAUAAUGAUCCUAAAUUAAUAGAAAAGGGUAUAUUAGCUGGUAUUCCAGAUAUUUUCGAUGGUAUUAUUGUUAAAGAUACAACACAAUACCCAAAGGGUAGUGGGGAAGAUAGUGUUAGUAAAUUUAAAGAAAUCAUUAAAAAUAGUUUACAAUUUUGGACAGAGAAUAAACGUAGAGGCAUUUGGAUAGAGAUACCAGAAACUAAUUCAAUAUUAAUUCCAACAUUGGUAGAGAAUGGAUUCUCAUUUCAUCAUUGCCAAUCCAAUUACAUAAUGUUGACUAAAUGGCUACCAAUCGGGGAACCAAAUAAAUUACCACACUAUACCUCUCAUUUCAUUGGUUGUGGUGGUGUUGUAAUUAAUGACCGUAAUGAAAUUCUAUUGAUCACUGAGAAGCAAAGACCUGAUAAAUGGAAGAUACCAGGUGGAGCCAACGACCCAGGUGAAGAUAUUUGCGAGACUGCAGUUCGUGAAGUUUGGGAAGAGACAGGUAUUCGUACUGAGUUUGUGAGCAUUCUUGGCCUUCGUCAGUUGCACAACUAUGCCUUUAACAGAGGUGACAUAUAUUUUAUCUGUGCUCUUAAGCCGUUGUCAAGUGAAAUCAAUAGUGAUCCAUCUGAAAUCGCUCAAUGUAAAUGGGCACCUGUAAAAGAAUUCACAGAGAUCGAAACACCAUUCCCACUUCAAAAAUCAGUUUCAAGAUUAGCUUAUGAUUAUUGUUUCAAUGGUUAUAAAGGUAUGAAAGCAAGUGCUGUCGCCAAUAGUUUACGUGCUGGUAAUUCUUUUGUUUAUCAUGGUUCUGAUACUGAUUUUGAAGAUUUAAAACAAUAA